CAGGAACACACAACAAACCGGACUGCCCCGGGCCGCUGGUGCCAUUUGGACAGGAGCUCAGGACGGCAGGACGUACAGUACAGGGGACCGUGAGGGGGAAAGAACAAGAUGACUGCAACAAAGACGAAGAAGGUCCCCUCGGAGGGCGCUCCGGUGUUCUUCAUCAUGUUGAGGAACACGCUGAUCGGCCUGGUCAGUACGGUCGCCACCACGCUCAUGGGCGCCGCCGCGAAAGGUGACUGGCUCAUCAUGCUGGUGUACCUGCGCGGGAAGGAUGGCCCAGACAAGGCCCUGCCGUCCUUCCUCGCACCGAGCGCCAACGGAACGGCAGAACACUCCGUGCUGGACCAGUUCCUGGAGGGUUACGGUAUGAAACACCUGCACCUCUUCAUCCUGAUGGGCAUCACCGGCUCCUUCGUUAUCUACUACCCUGUGGGAGGGUUCUGGCACUGGUACUACUACAUCAGGAAGCGCCACCAGGCGGAGGAGUGGAAAUGUCAGCCCAACAAGUUCCUCACUAAGGAUAACGAGGCUCAUGCUGUGAUGUUGGGCUCCUUCAACAUGGUGCUGGGCGGAACCUUGUCAGGAACCAUCGCCUGUUACAUCGUGAACGGCGGGUACAGCAGGCUGUACUUCAGUCUGUGGGACUACAGCAUUGUGUACACCGUGCUGUCUACCAUCUUUGUAUUUCUGCUGAACGAGUUUACCAUCUACUGGUCUCACCGAAUCAUGCACCUGCCUGUGUUGUACAAGAAAAUCCACAAGUGGCACCACCGCUACAUCCAGCCCACCGCCUUCACGGCCAGCGCCAUGCACCCGUUUGAGUUCCUCCUCAAUCAGUGCAUCAUGGCGGCUCCCAUGUUCAUCUUCCCCCUGUAUGCCGGUUCGUACGUUGGCGUCUUGUUGUGGACCUACUACUACGGCAUGAGGGACCACUCCGGCAUCAUCAGCGUGUCUCCGUGGCCAUGGCAACAGGACACCUUGUUUCACGACGACCACCAUCUCUACUUCCACGUCAACUUCGGGAUGAACACCAAGUUUAUCGACAUGAUGUACGGCACGGUGCGCAGGACGGACCGGGAGUACAGCGAGGACAUCUACUACGGCUUCGGACGGGAGAAGACGGAGAGCAAGGCGCAAUAAGCUCACGGAACCAAGAUCAGCUCUGCAAUAUGCAAAGGCUUGUAGGGUUCUAGAUCUACUGAUUUUCUUUGAUUUCAGUAUUGUGCAAAAUACGGUUGAAAAACCAAGUCCUUACAGGUAUCUCUACUAUCCGGCCUGAAAUAGAUUCGAUGUUUACUAGUUAUUCUGUGCAUCACAUCAUUGCAUAUUUAACUUUUCAAUCAUUCCAUGCGAUGAAAGUUUGGAAAGACUGGGAAAGGAGAAGUUUCUCGAAUGUUCACAUCCAUGUGCUCUCCUUACCUAAAUUGCUGAAUUGAAUGCUGCCAGUGUAUUGAUGCACAUGACCUCAGUAAUUAGCGCACACAUGAAGCAGGUCAAUGCAAUGUAGAUGUUAUUCAUUAACAUUCAGUGCACAGCAGUGCAUAGGUGCUGGAUAACAGAUGUCACGUGAUCAGGGUAUAGUAUAAUUGUCUCGAUUCUGAUUGGAUGAGUCUGUGUGACGUCACGAGGGUGAAGGUGGCUGAUUGGCUCAUCAUGGGAAGGGUAUGACGUCCUCCAUGGGACUGACCUUCCUCUGCUCCUUUUUUUUACAAAGAACCAAUGAGGUUUACUGAUUGAACCUCCUUGAUGAUAGAACCAAACGACAUUGACACGAGAAAGAAAAUGUAUGCAAGUCACUUUUCUUGUCCCUACCAAGUACCAACUCUUGUUGGAAAUGGUUUUUCGAGAUCUAUUGCUUUGUAUUUGCUUUUUCUUGAACGUUUUGGUUGAAUGGAAGGACUGUUUAACUACCUAUAGUAGUUGUUACCAUACACUCCAUUCCUCAGAGCGAUUUGCAGGUGUGGUGUGAGGACACACUGAUAUAAUUUUAUGGGUGAUUGAUUUCCGCCUCAAAAAAAAUCUGUGGUUUACCAGCUUUUUUGGGGGGGGAUGGGGAUUCGCCGGCGCGCGCUAGUUUGGGGGGUCUUCAGAUGAUGUCAUCCAUAAAAUUAAGGCAAUGUGGACUAAAUGUACCCCGGGUACCAUCCGGAUUUUGAGCAUUGAAAAAUCCGGAUGGUACCCAGGCCAGGCUAAAAUGACGUGUAAUGGCGCGGAACGACUGUGACCGGUUCUUCGUGAACCACUGGUAUCAAUGACGCGAUGCAUGGAGACAGAGCUACUGUACAAGUCCAUGUGCAUAGAGAAACCAACAGUCGGACCGUGCUUGUGAACAUGUAGAACGAGCUAAACCACAUUCUGCGCGCUUGUUUCUGUAUCGGUCUGUCGUGCCGUAGAUGAUCAUCAUUUUACAUCAUGCAGUAGAGACCUGUUCACCUUCUACGUUUUGCAUCAUGCCCGUAGCCAGGAUUUUGAAGGGGGGGGGUUCUUCCCAUUGCUUGAAGGGACCUCGAGCGCCGUAGGCGCGAGGUUCCUAGGAGGUCCGGGGGCAUGCUCCCCCGGAAAAUUUUGAAAAAUGAACCGAACCUUCUAAAAUGGCAUUUCGUGCAUUUUUGAGAGGAUUUCCAAAAAUAAAUUUUUAUUCAAUGACAAAGGGAGCAGUUUUUCUACGAUUCCAGUCCAUCUUUUCAAGAAAAAUCUUGGACCUUUACAUAAAAAGUGGACCAAAAGUGGACCUUUGAGCCUUGUGGGCCCCCCCCCCCUGGCUACGGGCAUGUGCAUCAUCACAUCGUUAAUCAUAAGUAGGUAUAGAUGUGAAGAGCCAAGUUAGUGGCAGUCUGGUCCAGUCUAUCGUGAUUGGGGCAGGCUGUCUUCGGGGCUCUGUAGAUAGUUUUCCCUUGUCCAGCUCAAUAGACCGCCCUGCAGUGUUAUGCCCGUCGGAGUUUUGCACGCCAGGAGUGACGUGCAAAACCUACCGGGGAACCUAGCUGAGUCGGGCGGGGAAGAGCUUCUGCAGCCCCGAAGACAACCCGUCCCAACCACGAUAGACUUUUGUAUGAGCCCUGAAGAUUAGCCUUUUGGGCUACAGGGUAUCGAAAUAAAGAGAAAUAAAGAGGAUAGACUGGAAACCAGGCUAAGACAGAGUGAGAUGGUGUAUUAGUAUCUUAACUUGGUUCCCAACAACAGAAGCAGGUGGAAGGUUGAACUGGUGUAGUUAGCUCGAUGAUUAAACUGUGGGGUGACAUAACUGACAUGCGCUGUGUGAUUAAGCCGGACUUUGUUCUGUUGUGUUGU
Molecule: messenger RNA, 3294 nt
Organism: Branchiostoma belcheri (Belcher's lancelet)
Lineage: Eukaryota; Metazoa; Chordata; Leptocardii; Amphioxiformes; Branchiostomatidae
Product: delta(7)-sterol-C5(6)-desaturase 1-like
Exons: 7
Coding region: 109-1143 (344 amino acids)
Biological process (GO): sterol biosynthetic process
Molecular function (GO): C-4 methylsterol oxidase activity; iron ion binding
Source: RefSeq, a predicted model, not a curated record